Molecule: messenger RNA, 6201 nt
Organism: Marchantia polymorpha subsp. ruderalis
Lineage: Eukaryota; Viridiplantae; Streptophyta; Marchantiopsida; Marchantiales; Marchantiaceae
Source: the annotation of a GenBank genome assembly
CUGCUGAUGCUGAUGCUGCUGCCGCUGCUUCUUGCGCUGCUUCUUCUUGAGCUGCUGGCGUGCGGAUCUGCUUCUUCUUCUUCUUGUCUAAAUUUUGCUCCCCAUCCUUGGCUGCUGCGAUCUCUUUGUGCCUGGCCUGCUUGCGCUUAGGAUCCCGUGCUGAUUUGAUCAUGCGGAGAUUAUUCUCGUCUUGAUUGCGGCUCAAUUGAAGUAGGUCCUGCAAUUGAGUGGAAUGACGAGUUGUGUGAUAUAUAUGGUUCACGGAGCUGACGUGUGUAGAAUAAAUUGACGAUCUGCUCGAAGUAUAUACAUUACUGUGUGUACAUAACGACGGUCUGAUUCCUCUACUACACUUAUUGUGUUUUCCGCUCGUCAUUUGAUCAAAAAUCUAUUCCGUAUUCCGUAUUCCGUUCCAUUCCGUGCCGUGCCGCUCGUGUCCUUGGUAGAAGAGUCGCUCGUUACAUUUUCCGCCUGCUGCUUGCAAGAUUCGCGUCUGGUCCGGUCGGGCCUGUCUGCUUGCGCGUCUGUCUGGAUGUCUGCCUUUCUGUUCAAUUCUUCCUGGUUCUCGCAAAUGCAAUGCCGCCGAGCAACUACUCGGUGAAGCCUCCAGGCCCGAAUGGCACUAGUGCUGGCUGUGGCCUGGAGCUGUCUGCCUCAGGAUUGCCGUAGACGUCCAUCUUUCGGAGUCCUCGGUCUGUCGCUUCCUGCUUGAUGUCACGGCUGCGUGGACUUCCUCCUCUCCAGGUCUUUCGUCCGGUCGCAAGAGCUAUGAGAGCUGUUCCUUCAAAUCUCUUUUUCCAUUUCUUUUUUUCUCAGAAUGGCAGGUUGCUUCAUUCUAGGAGAGUUGCCUGAAGAGCUUCGAAUUAUUGGCCAUGAUGAUGUACCGGACCCUGUCAUUAUGUCCUGCCUGUCUCAAAUGCAGCUUACUGAUCACUGUUACGAGAAAUCUACAUCCUUGGUAGCUUCGAGGGCUGCGAAUGAUCGGUCUUCUCCGCAUUCCUGUGUUCGUGCAGGCAAGUCUCCGCGACAUGAGCACGGACCUCCAGUUCCUGGUGAUCGAGAUUUCCGACAGGAAGCCGACUCCAUUUUUCUCAACUGUACUCUAGCAACGGAGUUACAAGGGUUGAAGAAGAUGUUGCGAGUCAUGGGAGAAGCUAAGGAGGAGCUUCUUGGUUCUCUGUCCGGGCCAGGCUCGAUCAAGAGGAGAAUCGCGCCCGCAGAAGAGGACGAAGACGUCGGCAAGCUGUUCAGCGAGUGGCGGUUGGUCGGGCGGACGCUGCGUCCCAUAGACAACAAUGUGGUGGCCGGCGACUCGUUCAAGUUGUCAUCCUUGGCGCAGAAUCUCAAGGGUGAGAACCAGUUCUUCGAGCCGCUGGUUUUCCAGCCGGACAAGAACGCCAAGGCCGAUCACCAAUUCUUCGAGCCGCUGGUCGCCUACUCCACGAACGAGUCCUCCGAGCCGACCAAACCUUCGCAGGGCGGUGACACGCUCAAGCCCGCUGCUCACACCACGGCAAAUAUGAAGAAGAGCCACGGCUUUGAGCCCCAGAGUGCCACUUUCUUGAACGAGCUCUCCGAUUCGACCAAAUCCGCUCUCGCUGGAGAUUCCCUGAAGCCCUCGUCCGUCGCCUCCCACCACAAUAAGGAGAAUCCAGUCUUUGACCCGCCCGUCUUCCAUCCCGCCAAUGAGCUUUCAGAAUCGACCAAGUCCGUGAGUCGCAAGGCGGAAGACAGGCCUCAGAAAUUGGACAGAUGUCACGUUCAGGUGAGUGACGCGAGUCUGUGCGACGAUGGUGUCACGUCGCAAACGGUGUGCCAAGAUCGAAAAGAAACUCGGAAAUUAAUCGAAGAAAGAGACACUGUUCUGAGAUUAAAUAGAGCUCCUGAUCACUCAGAAGAAGAAGACACAACCUCCUCCGACACUGCUGCUUCAUCCGACACUCUGACCACUGAGGAAGAAGACAGCGCGUGUAAUUUGAAGAUUGUGAAGGGUUCGGGAGCUUGGAUGAGUAAAAAAACAUCGCCGGAAUAUUUGCGUGAGGAACGCAUACUGAAUGCCGCCAUCGAAGCUGGGGUUUCUUACUUUCAUGACGGUGUGGUGUACCGUGAGAAUCUGAUUUACGAUAUGCUCAGAUCUCCGAGCUCAGGUACGCAGGAGGACAUUCUGGAUUCUAAUCAUGAUUUGGAAGAAUUUCAAAAGCCUGCUCCGCGUAAGAAGUCGUACAAUCCAGAGCUGUUCUCGCUUUCUAACGACCACUUCCUAGAGGCUUUCGAAAGGAGCCUGGCGGAGCUGGAUCCCAAGGACACUAUCGAUCAGGAGACGUUUGCAAGUGUAACCAGGCAUACUGCAGAACCGGAACCUGUCUUUCAUCAGUUCAAUUUCGCGAGCCUAGUAAAUUAUCGUGUAGAGACCGAGAAUCUGCCAAACCUCGACCCUCCCCCUCCCUUCAUCUCCCCUGUGCCGACUGCAGCUGCAACGCCGGCUCGCGAUGCUGCAGGUCCUCUUGCCAAUCUCGACGACUCCAGUCCCCUGCUCACCGAUAGUGCGAAAGAAAUGAAUCAGUUCUUUCUCGAUGAAGAGGCCUCUCGCGACAGCGCAGACGAGGGGAAUCAGUUCUUUCUUGAAGGAGAAACCUUGGGCGAUAGCGUGGAAGAGGUAAAGCAAUUCCUACUUGAAGAGCAAUCCUUUUCAAAGGAUCCGUUCAAUUUCAGCGUGCGUGGCCCAACUACACCAGAGCAGGGAGCUGAAGUGAAUCCCCCACCUCGAAAGGAGCACAGAGAUACUGCUAGAAUCCUAGUAGAAGAGUUCAAUCGAGCCAGAAUCGUGGAAGAACCGCGCACGACGGUUGCGAGUGCCAUUCGAUGUCCCAAAGAAGCUGCCGCCACGGGAGCGGAAGUGGCUGCAGGUAAUCUUGUGCCUUCUAGUGAGCCGAGCGGUGCAGCUCCCGGCAUGGCUCAGGUCGGGCCCGCCCUCUUGAUUGUGCCUCUCGAUGACCUUCAAGGUACAGCCAAGACUUACCAAGAAGAGCUAAAACAACGCCGGGCCUCACUGGAAUCGGAGAGGGUGGUUAGGCCGGGUGCUGCUGAUACUCAAUGCACUGCCAGUCAUCGCAGUUCACUGAGUCUACCGAAUCUGGAAGAGCUGAACGCAAAUCGUCUUGGAGAAUCGGAUCGUGGGAAUUCUGGGCAUCUUGAACCUCUCAACGACCGCAGCAAUAUCCCGACUGAUAAUGCGGACGAUUUAAAUCAACGCUCUCGCCCUCGUCCGAAAACCAUCACGGACUUCUUCAACCCCUCGGAGAUGACCCUAAGGCGGCCCAGCACUAUCGAACCCAGAAAGAAGGACAAAUCAGACAUUAAGAGCUCUCUACGCACGCCGGAUCAGAAGUCGCCAUCAGAGGUCCCCGUCGAUCUGCGGUUUGCACUUCCACCACCGAGCGCUCGCAGCUCUUCACGUCGUCACAGUCUGUCGGAGAAGAGUCUGGAAAUUGCUGGUCUUGCUCUGACGCCCAUCCGAGUUCCCAGUCGAGAUCGCGUAUGUGCUAUACAUGGCGUGUGGGAUCAAUCGCAGGGCUCUUGCUCCCUAUGUUCCCAUGGGGCUCCCAAGAAGAGAGGUGAAAGCAGGGUGUUCGGGGUCGCUGGAAGCAAGAGUCCACAGAUGGAGAGCACACCUCACAAAAAGAUCGGAGAAUCAGCGAGUCCCUUUGGAGUGGCUGGCAGCCAAAGCCCGUACGGUAAAACUCAUACCAGCUUUCUGAAAAAGGGUGGCGGCAGUCCCAGUCCUUCGGGACUGGCACCGGGUAGCAAAACUCCACAGACUCCACAAAGUACCACUUCGAGUGGAUCAGAGGCAUCUCCAAAGCAAAAUCCUUUCAAGAGGAACUCUGGCAUCUACUCGUCGCUGGUUCCGCGAGAGAAGAGAAGUGGCGAUGGGUCGAGUGUGCUCUUCAAUACUUCGCGUCUCUCAACUUCUGUCAAUUUGCCUUCCUCUAGCCGGAUGUCUACGUCGGUAAAUCUACCUUCCUCAAGUGAGCGAUUAGGCAACCAGCGUCAGAGUACCUCCAAAUCGAAUUUUGAAAGUCUACCACCAGGUUCACUAAGAAAGAGCCCCGCUCAAGACAUCAAGCCUACACCUCUUUCGAAACCGUCUUUCAGCACAUCCACUACAUUGGCUAAGUCGCGGACUUUACCAUCUACGACUACGACAGCGAAAGAGAAGCUAACGCCUGGAGCUGCUCGUAGGACUCAGUCCGUAAAGGACCGUGUUACAAGAUAAUUUUCAAGAGUCCUUGAAGACAUGAUGAUCCACGAGCAACAGCAACCAUCACUCCGCAGUACCCACCCGAUGCAGUGGCGCUGAGCGUAUGCGUUCACGCAGCCUUCAGAGAAUUUGUGUAAAAUAAGUACGGGUUACAGACCCUUGAGGAUAUAGCUAUAGUUCUCUGCGUGAGUUGAAGGUUUGGUUCUCUACCGGCUCGUAGUACAUCUAUUCUGUAAAAGCUUUAUUGCACGACUUCAUUCCGCAUGACAUAAACCCACCAACUGAAUCAACAGUUUGUAAAAGAUUUAGUGUUUUCUGAGCGCAUUGGUUCUCCACGGUUCUAAUCUCAGCCUGUACAGAAAGUAUUACCGUAUAGUUUCCGAGCUUCAACAGUCGCAGUGGUUUCAUCACGAGACACUUUUAGUCAGCAACACACAUUUGGGGUCAUCGUAUCGAAGCCAAGCUACAUUCUCAUGACCUGACCCGUGUGAACUAACUCGUCCGGUAUUCUUUUCGUUUAAGCGCAGACGAUUACGAGAUGCAGAGGUCAUGACCUUGUGUGACACAAGAGCAUGCUCUUCUACUCUUGAGAUGACUUCAGCAAGAUGUCUCCUAAUCUCUAAAGCUACCACUCAAGUGCAGCUUGCUUCUAGCAGGUGGUACAUUUCAGCUCAGAAACUCAAAGAUUAACCUGCUGCCCGGGGACCUCUUGAAGAGAUUCGGUUUCCUUGUUCCACGAGGAUCCGGUUUCCGCUCCCACAUUCAAAGACAAUGAGUGUUCUCAUCCCGGAGCUUGUACAAUGUGAUUAGGUUCAGAGCAGUAGACCAACAAAGUGAUUGUUACAUAGUUUUUCGGAGUGUCCUAAAUCUUCGACCUUACGUGGUCCACUGUACUAUGAGUACAAGUACUGGAUCCAGAGGUCACUGUUUCAUAGACUUUAAAUCCUAGAGACCUAAUUCUGAGAACACUGCCUCAAUGUUUUCAGUCACCUGUAGAUGGCCACAUUAUAUUCAUCCACUGACAUUCAUUCUUUCAGUAAAUUUAAAUGCUGCUGCCAAUGCAUAACGCUCAACCCAACGCGAUGUCUCCAAAUUGGAGCAUUGUGGCAGAUAUCUACCAUUAGACGACAGAAGGGGUCAUCUUCUACUAGAAAUGUUCAAAAGUUGUGGUUGUUCAUAAAGUACACUAGAUUGAGUGACUUGUUGCUAGUGAGGUACUUAGCUUAAUCCAGACACACUGGCAAAGCAAUCCAGAAUUUGGAAAAAAAGUUCAAAGACUUUUGGGCUGCAGAAAUGAAUAGAGAAGCGAAGAAGCUUUUACUAUACUUCCCUGAUUGAUUUUUGCAUGACCCAUCUUUUGCAUACUUGGUAUGGAGAGCACUGUUUUUCUUUCCAGAGUUUUUACCCAGAAGUUCUUUUGAUUGCAUGCCUGCAUGCAUGGUUGGAAAUCUUUUGCCUUGAUUCUUGCUGUACUUGGCCAUAUUUCGCCUUUGAUUGUAAUUGUUCAAAUUUCCUGGCUCCUACGGCUGGCAUUAUUCCGGACGGAGUAUCUUGAAGUUUGUCCUUGCAUCCUUCAUUCAGCUCUAGAUAUUGCACUGGACCUUCCCGUGUUUACUGCAACGACGUACAUCGAAGCCCACUCACGAAUGAUGCCCUUUUUUUUAACCUCCUGUUGAUGAGACUUGAGAGUUGAGACAUGUAGGUUAGUCGAGCGGUUAGUCAACGUGUAGAUGCAUGCAAUGGCGAUCAUAAUUCACCUCCCCUUUCCUGUGGCAAUGGAGAAGCACACGCACUAAAGCCGGCAUUGAAUGAGAGGGAAGAAGGUCACCGUGGCAGUAUAUCAUGCAGAUUGUUGACACAAAGUAAGCUGAACAGCAAACAGGGAUGAACUCAGAUCUUAAAUCUUAGUUUGAUCUUCGUUCCAGGAAUGGGUUCUGCUC